Ricinus communis (castor bean) is the source of this 1999-nucleotide messenger RNA. RefSeq lists its product as uncharacterized. Lineage: Eukaryota; Viridiplantae; Streptophyta; Magnoliopsida; Malpighiales; Euphorbiaceae. Gene Ontology annotation, cellular component: nucleus. The transcript has 9 exons. The record is from RefSeq and is a predicted model, not a curated record. Bases 200 to 1708 code for a protein of 502 amino acids.
UCACAAAUCAAAACACGUAAAAACAUCACACCAUAAACUUUCCUCUCCCCAUUUUGGCUUCUCCAGCUACAGUAGGUAGCAGUAGUGCUUGUUUCACUCUUUUUUUUUUUUUUUUUUAAAAGAAAAAAUCAUUAAGGUUAUUAAAAAAAAAACUCGAAAGGACCGUUCCGUUUUCACACACUGAAAGCAGCGCCGAGAAAUGGGAGAAGAAGAGGUGGCAGUUAAAGAUAAGGAGACGGUGAAAAGUGACACGGCGGUGGAUUCACCUGAAAUUGAGUCUCAGAUUAAGGAUGCUAUGCGCUCCCGCGUUAAUUACUUCAAUGAACAAUCCAAUUCUUUGACCUUUGAAGGAGUAAGGAGAUUAUUAGAGAAGGAUCUGGGAUUGCAAGAAUAUGCGUUGGAUGUUCAUAAAAGAUUUGUUAAGCAAUGCCUGCUUCAGUGCUUAGAUGGCGACAAUGCUUCCAAGGAUUCAGGGGAAACUGAUGAAAAAGGUUCCCGUUCAAUUAAAGGAGAAGCAACUGAAUCGCCUGAAGGGCAUGAAUCAAAAGAUCAUAUAAAAGAACCUUGUUCUGAGGAUGAGGAGAAAACGGAAGAAUCUCCUGUCAUGGGACUCUUGACAGGGAAAAAAACACCUAAAUCAGAAACUGACAAAACUCUAGUUAAAGAAGCUCCAACUGAGAGCAUCAUUAAAAAAGCCUUGUCGAAGAGGGCGUCCUAUAUCAAAGCUAAUUCUGAUAAAGUUACAAUGGCUGGACUUCGUCGGCUUUUAGAGGAAGAUCUUAGACUUGAUAAACAUGCACUGGAUCCCUAUAAGAAAUUCAUAAGCGCUCAGUUAGAUGAGGUAUUACAAUCUUCUGAAGUUUCUGAACCUAAGAAGAAAAGUGUUAAAACAAAUUCUCAAGGAAAAGCAUCUAAAAAGAUGAGGACUGAAGAAAGUUCUGACUCCUCUGGUAAAGAGAUGGAUACAGAGGAUGAAGAUGAAGUAAAACCAAAGAAGAAAAUUGCUCCAAAUAAAAAGAUGAUAAAUUCUGAAGGGUCUAAAAAACGGAAGAGGUUUGAAAAAGAAACUAAAGUAACUAGCAAGAAGCGGGUCAAGCCCACGGAAAAAGUAGCAGAGGACAGUAGUGAUGCAGAAGACAGUGGAAAUGCUUCUGAAGAUGGCCGUUCUCAAUCUUCAGCUGAAAAACCAGUGAAGAAAAAGGAAGCUCCAACUCCAGUAUAUGGAAAACGUGUUGAGCAUCUAAAAUCUGUAAUAAAAUCUUGUGGGAUGAGUGUGCCCCCUGUAGUUUACAAGAAAGUUAAGCAGGUGCCUGAAAAUAAACGUGAGGCCCAGCUAAUAAAGGAACUAGAGGAGAUACUUUCUAAAGAAGGAUUGUCAUCUAAUCCUUCUGAAAAAGAAAUUAAGGAAGUCAGAAAGAGGAAGGAACGAGCAAAAGAACUUGAGGGAAUUGACAUGAGUAACAUUGUGUCAAGUUCACGUAGAAGGUCCGCAACGAGUUAUGUACCUCCUCCAAAGCCCAAGAUACCAGUUGGAAGUGAUAGUGAUGAAGCCGAUGAUACUGACGAGGAUGAUGAGGAUGACAACGACGAUGACAAUGACGAUGACGAUGAUGAGGAAGCAGAAAAUGAAGAUGAUGGAGAUAAUGAUGGGGAUGACGAGAGCCAGAGUGAAGAGCCCAAUGCAGAAAAUGGGGACGACAGCGAUUGAAUCCUGGAUAAGCUGACAUGCUAGUUGAUUGAUGAGAGACACCUCAACAAUUAGAGUAUGUGGAUGUAUCAUCAGUUCUAAUUAAUGACAUUUCAUUCUAUUUUUUCUAUGUUGUCUUACGAUUAGAAAGACCAUAUAGCUUUGUGUAGAGUUGGUUGGCAGCUUCUAUUACAAUAUCUUCUGUAGCUGAUUUGGUGAAUUGUAGCGGGGCACUUGCCCCCAAAAAGGUUACUUUCAAAUAUAAACUGAUAGUUUUGUAAGUUAAUGAUAUUGUGUGUCUCAUUUUGCUUA